UAUCCAAGCAUGUACGGUGGGUGCUACGAUCUGUCACCGGCAGAAUAUACGUUCCAACAAAACAUAAUCAAAUAAUUUAAUUAGUAACAAUGAGCAGGCCGGCUAAAAUAAGAAAGCUAGAUGAAACUGUGGUGAACAGAAUAGCCGCCGGGGAAGUUAUUCAGCGACCAGCAAACGCUCUGAAAGAACUGAUCGAAAACAGCCUCGACGCCAAGGCCAGCAGUAUUCAAGUCACAGUCAAAGAAGGCGGGUUGAAAAUACUUCAGAUUCAGGACAAUGGAACGGGGAUCAGGAAAGAGGACAUGGACAUUGUCUGCGAACGAUUUACUACCAGCAAACUACAGCAAUUCGAAGACCUCAAAUCAAUCGCCACCUUUGGCUUCAGGGGUGAAGCUCUUGCCAGUAUCAGUCACGUAGCUCAGCUGACGAUCACAACGAAAGUCGCCGACGACCCCUGUGCGUACAAGGCCUCGUACAUAGACAGUAAAUUGAAAGCACCUCCAAAACCUUGCGCUGGUAGCCAAGGUACGACAAUAUUGAUCGAAAAUCUGUUUUACAACGUCCCUACUAGACGGAGAGCAUUGAAAAGUCCAGCCGAGGAGCUUUCCAGGAUAACAGAAGUCGUGAAUAAAUAUGCAAUUCAUAAUUCUAACGUUGGUUUUGUUCUGAGAAAACAUGGGGACAUCGUUCCUCAGGUACGAACUCAGCACAAUUCUACAAAGGUUGCCAAUAUCCAAACGAUAUUCGGUGUUGCUGUGGCGAGGGAGUUGCUGGAGGUCGAGCACACCGACGAUACGUACAAAUUCAAACUAUGCGGUCUAGUAACGAACGCGAAUUACUCAAACAAAAACUUUACACUUCUGUUGUUCAUCAACAACAGGCUCGUCGAAUCUACCCCAAUAAAAAAAAUGUUAGAGGAUCUCUACUCGGUUUAUUUGCCGAGAAAGGCCCACCCCUGGUGCUACAUAUCUCUUGAGAUAAAUCCGGCUAAUAUCGACGUGAACGUGCAUCCGACGAAGCACGAGGUUCGUUUUCUCCAUGAAGAGGCUAUAAUAGGAAAAGUGAAAGACGCCGUGGACGCACAACUGCUCGGAAACAACGCAUCGCGAACUUUUUACGCCCAAGCGAGAUUGCCUCAAGUCGACAUUACGAAACAAGCGCUGGAAGAAGUAAUUCCAGAGUACAGCAAUGCCGGGAACAAAGAAAAGCCAGUCCACGCUUACCAAAUGAUCAGAACAGAUUCCUCCGAUCAAAAACUGGAGAAGUUCAAUUUCACAGUCAACACAUCCAGCGCCAACCAAUCGCUCAAUGAAUCCAAGGAGGUAAAAAGCACUAUUGUUACGGAAUGUAAGGAAGAGGGACAACCGAAGCGAUUAAAUCCGACGAAAUGUGCUGCGGAAAAGGCCCCCAACGAAUCGAGUUUUUUCGAAAGUUUGUUAGAGGAUUGCUUACCGCAUCAAACCUCUACGCAAGUUGAAAAUCUUGCUAAACCUUCAACCAGUUACGCGCCCCUCGACGGUAACACAAAAGCUCAGGACGUCUCGGAGAUCGAAAAUGACGAGGUUGAAAAAGCCGUCAGUGGCGGCGAUUCUACCACCGAUGAGGCACUUAAGAGGGUUUUUCAGUACCUGGGUAAUCGGGAUAACAUAGAUUACGUAAAGACAAUCGUCGAGCCAGGAAGCAGCCAGGAUUUAGCCGAUCGACAUGACGGUUCCAAAACGAAGAAGACUGAUUCGCAAAUUACGUCGCCGAGUAAAAAUGCGACGGGUGAAACAACGUCCGGCAGCAAGCCGAAGAAACCAGAGUUCAAAUCUUACUCGGUAAAUGCGACAAGGCGAGAGGUGAAGCUCACGAGCGUGUUGAAACUUCGGAAAAAUGUCGAAGACAACUACCACGAAGGGCUGAGGGACAUAUUGUCGAAUAUGAUUUUUGUUGGCUGCGUUGACGAAACUUUUGCCCUCAUACAGAGCGGACUCAAUCUGUACAUAUGCAAUACCCCGAAGUUAUUGGAAGAACUUUUCUACGAAAUAAUGCUGUACGACUUUGAGAAUUACGGUGUUAUGCAAUUCUCGGAGCCCGUCUCACUGUCCGACCUCGCUAUGCUAGGACUCGAAACCGAGGAAGCCGGGUGGACAGAAGAAGACGGCGAGAAAGAGGAAUUGGCGAAUAGCGUGAAAGAAUUAUUGCUGGAAAAGGCAGAUAUGAUGAACGAGUACUUUUCGAUUAUAAUUGACAAAAAGGGGAUGUUGAAGUCCCUGCCUAUACUGCUGGACAAGUACUUUCCAAGCAAGGCUGGAAUGCCAUUGUACGUGUUGCGUUUGGCGACGGAAGUCGACUGGAACGCGGAACAAUCUUGUUUCGAUGGAAUAUGCAGAGAAACGGCCAAGUACUUCAGCUAUGUAAGUCGAAAUGAUGAAAAUCCGGAGUGGCAAAACGUCACGGAACAUAUCUUAUACCCUGCCAUAAAAAACAGCCUCUUACCGCCAAAACACUUCGCCCACGAUUCCACUAUCUUGCAAAUAGCAAGGCUACCCGAUUUGUAUAGAGUCUUUGAAAGGUGCUGAUUUUCGCGAAGUAGUAUUUUACAUCUCUUGAGAUACAAAUAACAUGAUCAUUUUCGCAUACACGGUUAACUAGGCAACUAUUUCAAAGUUAAUUGUGCUUUUCGCUUUAUUGUGUUUUAAUUCACUUUAUACUUUUUUUUUUUUUUUUACAUUACACCGUUUUUGUACCUGGUUACGUACAGGGAUUUUAAUAUCACCUAUAUUUUGUGAUAAUGUCUAAUACCUCAGUAUAUUUAAAACUAGUAAGUACAGCAUCGUAUAUAAAAUAAUGGUAAUUUAUUUGAAAAUCAAAUCAAAUUCAUCUCUGAUUCAAGUUUUCUGUUCCGUAUUAUUCAUUUCUUGGUAAUCUAUUGUCUGAGACAGGCACCAUUAAUUCUGGAGCCCAUUUAAAACAAUGAAUUCUCAUCAUUUUGAAACAUGCAUUUUUACCGAAGGGAGAAUAAACAGAACUCAAAACUGAAUAACAAUAUUUCCCUUUUUUCUGAAACUGCAGAGAGCAGUUUGAAACUAAUUCCUGAGAAUUGAAUACACGAAGGGUUUAGAAACUGCUGCUCUUACACGAGGAAUACGCGGUAUUAACGGAUGGGAGUGUGACGAAAAAAAUAAAAUAUAUUUAAAUUAGUUAUACAUCACUAAUCACUCGUCUCUAUUGAAUGCAGUACACAGAAUAUUUUACAGUAGUUGAACAUUUCCAAUUUAUUCCUGACAGUAAUUAGGAAACAAAGAUGAUAAAAAGAGAAUUUUUAUUAGACAAAUUCGAUAGAACAAGAAAAUUAUUUCUAUGCAGCUUUAGAGCUUCGUUCUAAGCUACUAGACCUAAUACAAAACAC
Messenger RNA from Neodiprion fabricii, 3394 nucleotides. RefSeq names its product DNA mismatch repair protein Mlh1 (gene Mlh1). The coding region runs from base 90 to 2564 and encodes 824 amino acids. The transcript has 9 exons. Lineage: Eukaryota; Metazoa; Arthropoda; Insecta; Hymenoptera; Diprionidae. Gene Ontology annotation, molecular function: ATP hydrolysis activity; ATP binding; ATP-dependent DNA damage sensor activity. The record is from RefSeq and is a predicted model, not a curated record. Gene Ontology annotation, cellular component: MutLalpha complex. Gene Ontology annotation, biological process: mismatch repair.